This is a messenger RNA of Euleptes europaea (tarantolino), 798 nucleotides long. RefSeq lists its product as uncharacterized. Lineage: Eukaryota; Metazoa; Chordata; Lepidosauria; Squamata; Sphaerodactylidae. The record is from RefSeq and is a predicted model, not a curated record. The coding region runs from base 1 to 798 and encodes 265 amino acids. The transcript has 6 exons.
AUGGAUGGAAUUUACAAGAUCUCUUCAACUGAAAGAGUCCAGCAGGUGGAAAAAGAGCUAGCAGCACAGCUGGCUGAAUUGAAGACAGAAAUAGAGGAGAACAGGGUUCUACAAGGAACACCACACAAGGCUUAUAGCUCCGUUCCCCUCCCAAAAGAUAUUUAUUUUUUCAGAAGAGAAAGAGAGUUGGCAUUGAAGAAAUGUUUACAGGUAGCAGGGGCAAAACCACUUGUAAUUCAGGCUGAUGUCCUGCAGAGGGAGCUAGAGAGCUGUCUGAAAAGAGAAUAUACUUCUGAAAGUUUACCUUUAUUGCUGCAUCAGUUUUUCACAGACAGAAUCGCUCAGUUGGUCCAAAGCAAAUAUUUAUACAUGCUUAGAUGGAAGAGAUUUUGUCAUCACAGUAGUGUUAUUGAACAACUAUAUCCUCUCUACCAGAAACAGGUGGCUCAUAUUAUGCAGGAGUACAACGAUGCAGUUCAGAGGGCUACAAGGCUGUCAAAGGCACGAGAGAACUUCCUUUCAGGCCAGGAAAAUCCCACGACUUUAGUGACCCAGGAAGACCUAGUUAUUUACACACAAUGGCUAAUAUGUCACCUGCACUCACUUAAGGCCGUGCACAACUACCUUCAGGUACUCCAGUACUUGCCUGUCUCUCACCGGAUGGAGGAGGCCAUUGGUAGGCAUCAAGGCCAUGAUGAUCAGGAUGAAGACAGAGCUUUCAGAAAGCUGGAAUCCUUGUCUUCUAAUAUUCAGUUCUUUAUCUCACCUAAUGCCUCAGCAACAGAUGGUAAGAAAUAA